Molecule: messenger RNA, 297 nt
Organism: Penicillium paradoxum
Lineage: Eukaryota; Fungi; Ascomycota; Eurotiomycetes; Eurotiales; Aspergillaceae
Exons: 2
Coding region: 1-297 (98 amino acids)
Cellular component (GO): intracellular anatomical structure
Molecular function (GO): oxidoreductase activity, acting on NAD(P)H, oxygen as acceptor
Source: RefSeq, a predicted model, not a curated record
AUGAGCCCUUGGCUAGACUCGCACUACUGGCCAAAGACAUUCAAGACGAAUGUUUUCGGUCUGCUCAACGGACUGGAUGCUAUGUUGUCAUUGCUCGUUGUCUCACAAUCAAAAUCGCCCAAAUGUACCAUCGCAACUGACUCGAAGCAAGUUAUCACAAACGCGCUAGGUGAAAACAUACUGCACGCAUAUAAUGCUUUCAAGGCGGCGAUUAAGAUAAUCCCUGAGCAUCUUGCCCAUGAUCUUCGCUCUAAGCCAUCGACAAUACAUAUCUCCGUCCACUUGCUCAUUCCAUAA